This is a messenger RNA of Ascochyta rabiei, 423 nucleotides long. RefSeq lists its product as uncharacterized. The record is from RefSeq and is a predicted model, not a curated record. Lineage: Eukaryota; Fungi; Ascomycota; Dothideomycetes; Pleosporales; Didymellaceae. Bases 1 to 423 code for a protein of 140 amino acids. The transcript has a single exon.
AUGACCACUGAGCUGGUUGCCCACAUGCGACUAUCACACUACAAAACCCUCUGGCGGACUCUCUACGGCUGCGCACAUGGUUUUGGAGAGCGCAAGCUGAAGCUCAACCUGACCUGCGGCCAGUCCGGCUUCGUUAUCGAGAUGCCCGUCGUUUGUCAUUACGAAGAAAACAUACCAACCCUCUCCACUCAGGGCGUGUCAAAGUCAGAGUGGUCGAAACUUUGCAAUUUCGUCUCGGACGAGAGUGUCCUGAAGGUGAUCUUUUUCGAUCGCGCCCACGACUUCCUCGCCAGAGUCACCUCGGUGGGCGCGAAGCCGCCUAAAGCCGACCUUUAUCAAGUCAAGUUCCGCUGGCGGGAAGAUGACGAAAUUGCUCUUGUCUGGAGGAAGGGCAUCCAGUGGAUCAGCGAGAUGCUCGAAUGA